Drosophila erecta is the source of this 1226-nucleotide messenger RNA. RefSeq lists its product as uncharacterized. Gene Ontology annotation, molecular function: DNA binding. Bases 191 to 1132 code for a protein of 313 amino acids. NCBI's taxonomy places the organism in Eukaryota, Metazoa, Arthropoda, Insecta, Diptera, Drosophilidae. The record is from RefSeq and is a predicted model, not a curated record. The transcript is spliced from 2 exons.
GGUGUGGCCAGCUUGCGUUUCUAACAGACCACUCUCAGCUUGGCAAACUGUUAGGUUGUGGCUUCGCGCAAACGGUCACACCCUCAUUUUGCACCGAAAAUAAUUGCAAUUUGAUAAAUAAACGCGACAAUUGCAAACGAAUUGGUAAGGAGCGGGCGAAACUGCAACCAUCGGAUUUGCGGGAGCAGCUAUGGUUGGGAAAAACUUUAAGGCUCUAGCCCACUUCCACCGCCUGACCGAGUACAUAGUUCAGUGCAAGCACUGCGACAAGACGUUGUCCUCCAAACACACAUCCUCCAACUUGACGCGCCAUUUAAUCCGGAACCACAAGCUCCUGGCCCGCACGAUUUUCGCUGGCGAGGAGGGUAAGAUGCUGGCGGAGCUGAAGGACGAGCUGGAAGCAUCCGCAUCAGAAGACCUGAGCAUGGAGCUCACAGAGGGCGAGGGCGAGACCAAGUCUGCGGUGCGCGGCAUCAUGAGCGUGAAGCGGGAACAGGAGCAGAUGGAGCGGCACAGCCAGGAGGAGAUGCGCAACAAGGUCAUUGGGAAGAACAACAAGCUCUGGGCCCACUUCAUCCGCAUAUCAGAAUUCAUGGCCAAAUGCAUGCACUGCGGCAAGACGCUCUCCUCGAAGCACUCGUCCUCCAAUCUUAUGCGCCACAUCGUUCGGCGCCACACCAGCCUGGCCAAGACGCUGAACCACUCGCACCAGCACCUCAUGACACCCAAGAAGGAGUCGUACAGCAGCCUGGAGCGUAGGCAGGCUGCUGAUCCCCUGGAAAAAGUCAACUUUGACGAUGUGGACAGCAUCAUCGAGAAGGUGGCCGAACACCUGGACGAAGAGGUCACUUCGAUUUCGCUGCAGGAACCCUUCUACGAGUACGUGGUGGACAACUCCGACUCCGUUGUGGUGGACAGGUGCGAGGAGCAGGAGCAGGAGCCAGCGGAGAUGCAGAACAUGAUUCCGCCGGACAGCGUCUCGUUGGCGGAAUCCACCACCCAGCUGGACGAGAAACUUAAGGCGGAAACGAUAUACUACAACGAGAUGGCCGAGUUGGCCAGAGCCAAGCGCCGGCUCAUCGAUCUGCAGACCAAGAAGCUGCUCCUGGACAUGAACGUGGUGGACAACUAGCCCACCGACGAUUGGAAUGGCUUUUAUUUGUAGGUGGAUAAGGCGGGCAAUAUGAUAAUUUAAACUUAGGUAUGAUUAUACUUUAAACACUUAA